CGAUGAGAUGUCGGGGUGGAAUGGCGCUCGGCGCGGUAUUUUGAACAAUCUCUAUUCUGGAGCCAGUCCCCCGUCGCUGCGAGUCGGCUGUUUUUUUUAGAGCUGAGACUUAACAAGGAUGGAUGUGGUGUCACCAGAGCUCAACAGUCUCCUUCCUGAUGAGAUUAUGGAUACUGAGGCCAUAGUGAUGGAGGACACUUCUUCCCAAACUGUUGGCACUGUAGUGAAGGCAGAGCCCAGUGAGGAUGCACCAGUUCCCAUGGAAACGGAUACACCCAUCCUUCAAGAUAGUUUGAGCCUUUGUUCAUUACAGCCUAAUCAGGUCCUGACCACUUCCGCCACAAGAGGCUUCAUGCUCGGUGGUAUUAGCUCUGGGAGCCAACUUUCUGAAACCCCCUCCAGUGCAUCGUCUUCCCUUCUCACACUCAAAUCAUCCUUAGCCACCUCCACAGCCACAACUAAAACUACUGAUAGCUUGACAGGGACAAGUAUCUCCACCAGCGCCUUACAAAAGCUCUCGGCUCCCUUUCCAAUCUCAGCUGCAAACCAUCAGAUCAUUCUCAACAAGGUGGCAUCAUCUCAAGGCAAUGACGCAACAAAUUCCCCAGGAACUUCAGCUCAAGUUAUAGAGCACGAAGGGCAAAAACUACUGGUUACACCAAUAGGGAAGUCAGGGCAACCUAUCGUGCUUCAGUUACCCCAAACAGUCAGUAAAUCUGGCAUAGGACAAAUCUCUGGAGACACCAAGUCUCAGCCUCCUCAGAUUAAGGUGGUGACAAUUGGGGGAAGAUCAGACCUGAAGUCGGUGGUUGGUUGCACUGCAAGCCAGGUGUCCACUUUGCAGGCCCAGCAGCUGAAGACUAUGCAGAUUGCUAAGAAAACACAGGUUUCCUCAGCUGCACCAAUCAAGUUCAUCAUCACUAAAACAGUUAACAGCAAAGGGCUGACUGCUCAGACGUCAGUGUCUCCUGUCAUUGCAGGACGAGUUGUGACCCAGAACUCCCCAGUGAUGACUCCACGGACCAUUACUCUAUCUGAGCCCCUCAACACUAGUAUACAGAGCCUCUCCAAAAAGAUUGCUAUCUCACCGCUUAAAUCUCCUAGCAAGCUUACUGUAGUAUCAAUGGCCUCCCAGACUCCCGGCGCGCCACAGAAGUCAGUGGGACUACCUGUCAAUGUAGCCCUUGGUCAACAGAUCCUUACAGUUCAGCAGUCCACAUCGACAUCCCCAGCCAAGGUGGUCUCCAGCCAAUCAACAGCUCAGAACAUAAAACCAGUGCAGUCUGUGGCAGUGAGAGGCAUCGGUAGCUCCCAGCUGAAGACCAUCAUCCCCCUAACCUCUCAGUCAAACGUGCAGCAGAUUCAGGUGCCAGGCAGCAGGUUCCAUUAUGUUCGCCUGGUCACAGCCACGACAGGCAACAGCACAGGACAGACCAGUGGUCCCAGCACCAGCUUCAUUCGACCAGCUAAACCUAUGGUGGUCAACACAGGAGGAAUAAGGAUGUCUGUCCCAAUUGUUCCAGCACAGACAGUGAAACAGGUGGCGCCUAAGACCUUGACAUCAGCAGCCCAGGUAGUGACCACCACUCAGACCCAGCAACGCCUAAUUAUGCCUGCUACUCCCCUUCCCCAGAUCCAGCCCAACUUCACCAACCUACCUGCAGGCACUUUACUGGCGCCAGCUCCUGGGGGUGGUAAUAUGGGCUACGCCGUAGUGCCAGCACCUUAUGUAACACAACUCCAACAGUCACCCUUUGUGACCCUGGCCAGCAGCUCUGGUUUCCCCGCCCCCACUAGUGUCCAGACUCACUCCAGGCUGCCACUAAAUGGCUUAUCAACACCAGAUACAACCACAAGACCAAGGAAACCUUGCAACUGCACCAAGUCACAAUGUCUUAAAUUGUACUGUGACUGCUUUGCGAAUGGAGAGUUCUGCAGUAACUGCAAUUGUAAUAACUGCUUCAAUAACCUGGAACAUGAAACGGAAAGACUUAAAGCCAUUAAGAAAUGUCUGGACCGGAAUCCAGAGGCCUUUAAGCCUAAGAUUGGGAAAGGUAAAGAGGGCGAGUCAGAUCGUAGACACAGCAAAGGCUGCAACUGCAAACGGUCGGGCUGUCUGAAGAACUACUGCGAGUGUUAUGAGGCAAAGAUUAUGUGCUCAUCCAUUUGUAAGUGUAUUGGCUGCAAGAACUUUGAAGAAAGCCCAGAGAGGAAGACUUUGAUGCACUUGGCUGAUGCAGCAGAGGUUAGGGUACAGCAGCAGACUGCAGCUAAGACCAAACUGUCUUCACAAAUCUCAGACUUGCUCAUGCGGACCACACCUGUCAACACAAGUGGAGGUGGGAGGCUGCCUUACACGUUUGUGACAAAGGAGGUGCUUGAAGCGACAACCGAGUGUCUCCUGGAAAAAGCAAAACAGGCGGAGUUUAGUCACCAGGCUCAAACCCAGGCAGAGAGGAUGGUCCUGGAGGAGUUCGGACACUGCCUCAGGAGGAUAAUCAGCGCGGCAGGGAAAGCCAAAACAGACUGCCCUUCUAUCAACUGCUAGUAGGCCCGUGUCCUGGAUAUCUUACUGACCCACCUUUACAAAGAAGAAGAAGAAAGCCACUUUUAUUUUGUCAUCUCUGCAUUUAACCCGGAGGGUUCUGGCUCAGAAGAAGAAAUAAAACUGGUUCAUCUGCUUACCCCUACGACUUCUCUUGCAGAAACCGAUGCCUAUCUCAGUACACAGCAAUGGUCAGAGAAUGUACAGCGUUCACUGCCGUGGCCAAGAACAGACCCGUCAGCUGUUCUUCUAUUUUGUUUUGAUUUUUUUUAAAGAUUAUUUUUUUGGCAUUUUCUGCCUUUAUUGGAUAAUUACAGUAGAGAGACAGACAGGAAGGGCAGGGGGGGAGAGAGAGGAUGACAUGCAGCAAAGGGCCCGGGCCGGAUUCGAACCUGGGCCGCUGUGGUAAGGACUCAGCCUUAUGUGGUAUCACUCUACCAGGUGAGCCACCCGGGGCGCCCCCUGCUGUACCUUUCAUUUUUGUAAGCAAGUACUUGCAGGAUAAAUGUACAGAGCCAAAAUAAACCCCGACUAUUAACUGAAAUUUAAAAUGUUGAAGUAGUGCUUGAGACAAUGUUUUCCAUUCCCGAGGUGGAAUGGCUGGCUUUUCCCGUUUCUACUGGAAGGUAAACGAGUCUUGCCUUGCCGCUCUGACUCGGGUGUGCUUCAGAAUCAGUGAGUCAGGCAAGUUGCAUUUUAUAUAGUGCUUUUCUAGCAGCAACAGCCCCUCAGAGCGCUUUACAGUUAAUGAAAACUAACACCUAGAGGAGCAGAAUGACAGAAUGCUAAUACAUGGACAAUUCCAGUGAGAAAAGGUCAAAGGUUAAUAUUUCAUGUCAUUCCUUUAUUCCAGACUUCCAUGAGAAACAUCAGUGUUUUCAUUUAAACAGUGUCAGACAGUCUGUCCACCCACACCCAGCUCUAGGGCCUCCAUCCGUCCCCCAGCACAGCCCAGGCCCUCAGCACCAUAGUGUCGAUGUUGGCCCCGCUGCAGGACCUGGAGUUCACCACCUGCUUCAGGGGGACCAGCACAGACACCAUGCUGCUGGAAGCCCAGACCACACCGCCAGGCCCGCCGGACGGACGGGAGCCCCAGAGCCGGGUCCGAGUAAUGUGUCCCCGCUUGUGCCCUAUGCCUACUUGGAUAGGCUGUUAGCUCUCCACACAACCGUUUAUUGGAUUAAUUGUCUGUUGUCAUAUCAGUAUACAGUGCCUUGCAAAUUUAUUCAGCUCCCUUGAAAGUUUUGAGUUUUGUCUGGAUUACAAAUGAUGCUCACCCAUGUUUUUUAAAAUUGGCCAAAAAUGACGUUUGAUUAUUCCUUCUAAAUAAAACACUUAGGUUCGAACCCCUUCUAAUAUAUUUUUGCGCAUUAUGUCAAUAAGAGGGCAGACCAGUAUGAGACAUAGCUACUUGUAUAGGUAUAUUUAUUUUAAUGUAAACAUGUCUUUUAAAAGACCUACAUACCUACACGUUACACAAUAAACACAUGAAACAAUGUCCUAUACUCUACAACUUCAUUUUAAGACCAUAGACCUCACUCUGUCUCCCAUUGUCUGUGUCUCCCUCUGUCUGUCUGUCGCUCGCCCUCUGUUGCUUUCUCUCUCCCUCUUAUCUGUCUGUCUAUCCGUGUCUCUCCCUCUAUCUGUCUGUCUCUCUCUCCCUCUAUCUGUCUGUCUUUCUCACUGUCUCCCCCUCUGUCUAUCUCUCCCUGUCUGUUUGUCUUUCUCACUCUCCCUCUGUCUGUCUGUCUUUCUGUCUCACUCUCCCUUUGUGUGUGUGUGUCUCUGUCUGUCUAUCUGUCUCGCUCUCUACCUGUCUCACUCUCUCCCUCUGUCCGUCUGUCUGUCUCUCUCUGUCUCUGUCUCUCUCUGUCAGCUUCUGUCUGUCUCUGUCUGUCUGCGCUCAUACUGGUUUAUGUAAACAAGUUGACAAUAUUUGUCAUCUUUGUUGAGCAAGUUUUGUUUGAAAGGAAUUAAAGGUGCUGACUCCUGUUCCAAAUAUAGACCAGUUGUAAUAAUAGUAAAUAAUAAUGAUUAUUUUAUUUUUAUUUUUAUAGCACUUGUAUUCAGUAAUGGAAGUAAAUAUGUGGGCUAUUGAUUGAAGUUUUGAGGUAUAUUGAAGGGACGUCCGGCGCUGUGGGCGAGCUGUGCUGAGGUGAACAUGGAGCGACGAUGAGCUUUUCCUCCCCAUGAAACUGGAAAUAAUAAACCAUUGGGCACCUGC
Lampris incognitus (smalleye Pacific opah) is the source of this 4769-nucleotide messenger RNA. RefSeq names its product lin-54 DREAM MuvB core complex component (gene lin54). Gene Ontology annotation, biological process: regulation of DNA-templated transcription. The transcript has 14 exons. Bases 119 to 2548 code for a protein of 809 amino acids. The record is from RefSeq and is a predicted model, not a curated record. Lineage: Eukaryota; Metazoa; Chordata; Actinopteri; Lampriformes; Lampridae. Gene Ontology annotation, cellular component: nucleus.